AAAAAUAUUUGUGAGAAUAAAAAAAAAAACACAGGCAAGUCGCCGAGUUUUGGACGUAUGUGUAUGUAAAAUGGUUGCCGGAGUCCAUGGCAGCCAAAACUUGGGCGAUUCAAAGAGAGAAUCUUUGAUUUAUUAUUCAAAUGCCAAAGAUCUCAACUUUUUUUAUUUAUUAAUUAGUCACAAGUGGCAGUUCUUCGUGGUCGCCACUACCUAAUCAUAACCAUCGACAGGUUUAUAGAGAAGAACUAGGCAACGCAUCGCCAUGGAUCAAUCAUCCUCCAUGCAUUGACUUUUUUUAGAUCGGAGGAAAAAAGUAUGCAAAUUUAGUUAGGGUUUUGAAAUUCGAAAAUCGAGAUGCGGUGGGAUUUGAUCACGGCGAUUGUGGCUGCGCUGGUGGUCUCGGUUUUGGCUGAUGAAUCGGGUCAAAUGGCACCGUAUCGGAUCCACACGCUCUUCUCGGUGGAGUGCCAGAACUACUUCGAUUGGCAGACUGUUGGUUUGAUGCACAGCUUCUUGAAAUCCGGCCAACCCGGUCCGAUUACCCGGUUAUUGAGCUGUACCGAUGAUCAGAAGAAGACUUACAGAGGCAUGAAUCUCGCUCCCACUUUCGAAGUUCCCUCUUGGAGCAGACAUCCUAAGACCGGUGACUGGUACCCAGCAAUUAACAAACCAGUUGGAGUUCUUUACUGGCUUCAACACAGUGAAGAGGCCAAGCAUGUGGAUUGGGUCGUUAUUCUUGAUGCUGACAUGAUCAUUCGAGGUCCUAUCAUCCCUUGGGAACUCGGUGCUGAAAGGGGAAGACCCUUUGCCGCCCAUUACGGCUACUUGGUGGGCUGCGAUAACCUCCUUGUGCGGUUGCACACAAAGCAUCCUGAACUCUGUGACAAAGUUGGCGGUCUUCUCGCUAUGCAUAUCGACGAUCUUCGGGUCUUGGCCCCUCUCUGGCUGUCAAAGACCGAAGACGUUCGCCAAGAUACAGCUCACUGGACCACCAAUCUUACCGGAGAUAUUUACGGCAAAGGUUGGAUCAGUGAGAUGUAUGGUUACUCCUUCGGUGCUGCAGAGGCAGGACUUAAGCACAAGAUUAAUGACGACUUGAUGAUAUAUCCCGGGUAUGUUCCACGAGAAGGUGUUGAGCCUGUUCUUAUGCAUUAUGGUUUACCUUUUUCCAUUGGGAACUGGUCUUUCACUAAACUGGACCACCACGAAGACAAUAUAGUCUACGACUGCAAUCGCCUCUUCCCCGAGCCUCCAUAUCCAAGAGAGGUUAAAAUAAUGGAACCUGAUCCGUCUAAACGAAGAGGUCUAAUUUUGAGUUUGGAAUGCAUGAAUACAUUGAACGAGGGACUCAUACUGCGUCACGCAGAAAAUGGGUGUCCAAAACCAAAGUGGACCAAAUACUUGAGCUUUCUGAAGAGCAAAACUUUCAUGGAGUUAACAAGGCCUAAACUGCUUGCACCAGGAAGUGUACAUAUCCUGCCAGACCAACACGAGCCGCCACCCAUUGAUGAAUUCAAAGGAACUUAUCCAAAGAUUCACACACUGUUUUCUACUGAGUGCACGACUUAUUUCGAUUGGCAAACAGUGGGCUUCAUGCACAGUUUCCGCCAGAGCGGCCAACCUGGAAAUAUCACUCGGCUUCUCAGUUGCACAGAUGAAGCUCUUAAAAACUAUAAAGGUCAUGACUUGGCCCCGACGCAUUAUGUUCCUUCGAUGAGCAGACAUCCUCUAACAGGCGAUUGGUACCCGGCAAUUAACAAACCAGCAGCAGUUGUCCAUUGGCUUCACCACACGAACAUUGAUGCAGAGUACGUAGUAAUUCUUGAUGCUGACAUGAUCCUUCGUGGACCCAUCACACCUUGGGAGUUUAAGGCAGCUCGAGGCCGACCAGUUUCAACUCCUUACGACUAUCUUAUUGGAUGUGAUAAUGACCUUGCAAGACUUCACACGCGUAAUCCCGAGGCUUGUGAUAAAGUUGGUGGAGUCAUUAUAAUGCACAUAGAGGAUCUCCGGAAAUUUGCAAUGUACUGGUUGCUUAAAACCCAGGAGGUUCGAGCAGACAAAGAACACUACGGGAAGGAGUUAACUGGGGAUAUAUAUGAAUCCGGUUGGAUCAGCGAAAUGUAUGGUUAUUCAUUUGGUGCUGCAGAGCUGAAUUUGCGGCAUAGCAUAAACAAAGAAAUUAUGAUUUAUCCCGGGUAUGUUCCUGAACCUGGUGCUGACUAUCGAGUUUUCCACUACGGUCUUGAGUUCAAAGUCGGAAAUUGGAGCUUUGACAAGGCGAACUGGAGGAACACUGAUUUGAUCAACAAAUGCUGGGCAAAGUUUCCAGACCCGCCUAGUCCUUCGGCAGUCCAUCAAACAGACAAUGAUCUACGGCAAAGAGACCUUCUCAGCAUUGAAUGUGGACAGAAGCUAAACGAAGCUCUAUUUCUGCAUCACAAGAGAAGAAAUUGCCCUGAACCUGGAUCAGAAUCGACUGAGAAGAUCUCGGUUUCGAGAAAAGUUGGUAACAUUGAAACAAAACAAACCCAAGGAAGCGAUGAAACAAAAGAGUCAAGUGGUUCGUCCGAGUCUGAAGGGAGAUUCAGCACGUUGAAAUUAUGGGUGAUUGCGCUGUGGUUGAUAUCUGGAGUAGGGUUCUUGGUAGUGAUGCUAUUGGUGUUCUCGACUCGUAGAGGCAGAGGAACAACAAGAGGGAAAGGUUACAGAAACAAGAGACGAACUUCUUACUCGAACACAGGUUUCUUGGACACUAAAUGAUCAUUUCUGUUAGAAUCUGAGCAAUGUGUAGAUACAAACAACUAAACCAAAAAAAGGUGAGACAUUUUGCUUCCCCCAAAGUCAUAUAGGUUUGUUUGUAUUCUUUUAAACAUUAUUUUUUGUCAAGAGUUAUAAAGUCGGAUUGUAAUUUUCAAAAACACACGAAGGAACCAAAAUCUCAAUCUCUGUUACACAUAAUAAUUAACAGGCAAAGUUGAUCGAUCAACUUGCUAUAGACGGUUUUUGAACUUUAUGCUUUGUGGUUCGUGC
Arabidopsis thaliana (thale cress) is the source of this 3033-nucleotide messenger RNA. Its product is annotated as peptidyl serine alpha-galactosyltransferase. Bases 355 to 2763 code for a protein of 802 amino acids. Gene Ontology annotation, molecular function: glycosyltransferase activity. The record is from RefSeq and is marked reviewed. Lineage: Eukaryota; Viridiplantae; Streptophyta; Magnoliopsida; Brassicales; Brassicaceae. Gene Ontology annotation, cellular component: endoplasmic reticulum membrane. The transcript is spliced from 8 exons.